UAACCAAAUCCCCCUCCACCCACUCCUCUCCCUCCCUCUCUCUCUCUCUCUCUCUCUCUCUCUCUUUUUCGUGUUCCUUGUAGUGUGACGUUAUCUAUUACCCUAAUCGCUCCCGGUUUUUGUUCUCUCCUUCCUUUUUGAGCGCUUCCCUCUUAUCUCCUCCAAACCCUAAUUACCCAUUCUUCGACCCCCUCUCUCUCUCUCCUCCUCUUUAAUUCCUCUCCCCAAACCCUCGAUUGUCUUUUUUUUUUUUUUUUUUUUUUUUUCCCGAAGCAUCGAUUCUCCGUCGAUCGUCCUUUUCCUGCUCCAUCGCUCGAUCUCCUACUCCUCGACGUCGCAAUCUGAUCCGAUUUUUCUUUAUUUUUUUUUUCCGGUUAGAUUUUGUUUUAGUCUAACGCUUUGCGAGCCGAAUUUUUUUUCCAAGAACUGGGAACUCUGUUCGAUUGCAAGUUUUUAGAUCGCUUGCUCUCGUAAAGGAGUCUCCUUUAGAGGUUUUGUAUAGCUCCCCCUCUUUGAAUUCUUUAAUUUACUCGAUCGAGUCGAUCGAGGGAGUUUUCUUUGUGGGUUCGCGAAACCCUAGGCUGGAUUUAAUAGUUUGGCAUCUGAUCGCGGGUUAAAGAGAUGGUUGGAGGUGGGAACAGGCGCGACGAUGGGCCGCUGAGGAUCAACAGCACGAACGUGUUUGCGGCGCUCGACACCCUAAAGAAGAAGAAGAAGUCCGAUAAGGUUUCGUCGUCCUCGAAGAGCAAGGGAUCGUCGAAGGGCCCAGUGGAGGAGAAGGAGCCGGAGCCGCAGGUGUUCUGGGCACCGGCGCCAUUGAACUCCAGGAAUUGGGCGGACGUGGAGGAUGAAGAUGAUGAUGACUACUAUGCCACGACAAAGCCGCUUCAGACUAUCUGGGCCUCAUCGGAGCAGCAGGAGACAGCGGCGAUGGAUGAGGAAAGUGAGAGUGAAGAUGAUGGAAUUGAGAUUGAUGUUGGUGAUGAUGAUGCUGAUGCUGAGGAGGAACCUGAGCAUGAUGAGCCUGAAGAUGCUGUUCCAGCUGAACAAGAAGUAGAGAAGCCUCAUCCUCCUCUUGUACAAGCUAAAGAUACAGAGAGGCAGCUCUCUAAGAAGGAGCUGAAGAAAAAGGAAUUGGCAGAACUGGACGCAGUUUUGGCCGAGUUUGGUAUUUCCACCAAUGACAACAAUUCUAGUCAAUCUAAUAGGGCUGAGAAGAAAGCAGAUGAGCAAAAUGGUAACGGAGUUAAAAAGGAUAAUGCCCCUGCAGCUUCGGAGAGCAAGAGUGCGAAGAAGAAAAAGGCCAAGAAAGACAAAUCUGCAAAAGAGGCUAAAGAGCAGCAGGAACAGCCCGAUGCUGCUGUAACCAAUAAAACCCCGAAUGAAGUCCCCAAUGUUGAACCAGAAGAGGAGACUUCCGCGGUGGACGUGAAGGAGAGGAUAAAGAAGGUGACUUCAGCGAAGAAGAAGAAGUCGGGGAAAGAGGUGGAUGCUGCUGCAAAAGCCGCUGCAAUGGAAGCUGCUGCUAGGAGCGCCAGGCUGGUGGCGGCAAAGAAGAAAGAAAAGAACCACUACAAUCAACAGCCCGUUCGGUAAAGCCCUCAGAUGGCUUCUGGAUGGUACAAGCUCUUCAAAUCCUCUCGAUUGUUCGUUGAAUUUCUGAAAAUAAACAACAGGCUUUCCCUUCUUGGUUGGCGCAAUGUCAUAUUAUGUGUUGUUUUCAGUGGUUCGCUCAUCAGAAUCUCAUGGAGACAUUUUGUGGUUUUACUCAAAAUUUUCAAAGUGGACUCUUCAAAGUGCUCUAUUUAGGAUCUUAAAUUCAUAUCUGAGAUGCAUGGUUACUGCUUUUGUUUUGA
This is a messenger RNA of Ananas comosus (pineapple), 1856 nucleotides long. Its product is annotated as DNA topoisomerase 1-like. Bases 622 to 1596 code for a protein of 324 amino acids. The record is from RefSeq and is a predicted model, not a curated record. The transcript is spliced from 3 exons. NCBI's taxonomy places the organism in Eukaryota, Viridiplantae, Streptophyta, Magnoliopsida, Poales, Bromeliaceae.